AUAAAACAAGAAAUUCUGUUUACAUAUGUAACUCGACUUUUACACUGUGAGGAGAGUGUUAAAUUUAUAUUUUCAAUAGAAACAUAUUUAUUUGAACAUUUUACCAACGAUAAAUGGAGUCUACAAUUUUGGAUAUUUUCAAGAAAAAACUGAUUUAACAAGAAGCAUUGAUAAACUCAUCAAUACCACCAUCUUAACUUCAAGUUUAGGAUAAACAACGAAGUAUAACUGAGACGUAAAAACUCCGUUCCACAAUUUAUUGGUAAGAUGAUAAGUCAUCAAACGUUAGCAAAAAUUCCAUAGAAUCUAAAAGUGGAAUUAUUUGCCAAAGUUUAUGUGUUCCGAUUACUCAACACCAUAAAGAGUGGCCAUAAACUCGUUACGCCAUACGCCAGCCAUGCACUUGCAUUUGUUCGCACCACAAUGCACCAUGAUUAUGAAACAAAUUUGCUAAAAGUAUAAAAGUACACAGCUGUCAUGAACGCCAUUGGAACCACACUAUUUUGAUUCGGUGCAGUUAUGAUUUCAGAUGCGUUACAAAAAUGGAAAGUAGUAAUUGUUAUCUUCUUGGGUGCGGUACACUCGCAAAUGCCGAUGAUGCCGAUGCCGAUGCCGUUCGGGUACGGGCCGAUGAUGAUGCCCGGGCCGCCGCCACCGCCGCCCAUGUCUGUGGCCGUGCCGGUACCUGUGGGUAUACCGAUACCAUACCCCGAGACUACCACUACCACUACCACGACUACUACUGCUUCCAGCAGAGGUGAAGGUAACCAGCCGGAUGGAAUACCCAUCGCGAUACCAGUGCCGGUACCACAUUUUGUACAGAUAGCAAUUCCAGGAUUUAUGCCACCAAAUUGCGCGCCAAAAGACAGAAAACCUGAGAAUGGCAACAAGAAUUGUCCGCCUUGUCCACCGUGCUCGUGUAAUCCAUGUACACCGUCAUUCUUCGCGUACUGCUCGCCUUGCCACCUCCAGUGCAGAUGUAAGAACGGCCAGGAAAACCCAAGACCUCAACCGCCAAUAGCUCCUCUUCCUCUACCGGGCCCUGCGUUCCCGAUGCCCAUACCCAUGCCUGCUCCACCACCAGUAGUCAUCGUCCCAUUCCCGCCCCAGUUUGAAACUCCACGUCAAGAUUCUCCCGACUGCUCUCAAACCGUUAGUGCGUCUUCGUCGACUGAAGACUCGGAAUCUUGCGAAAGUGAUCAGAGUCGUCGUAGAAGGAGACGCAAAAAAGAUAGGGGUAAGAAUCGAAGGAAGUCCAAAUAUGAUAUUUAUAGAAGAAGUUUUGGUGGUAUCCCAAAUAAUGAAAGACUUGUCAAGCCCGUACUGACGUACAUGUCAAGAGACGGGGAGAUCAAGAUGAAACGGCGGCUGAGCAACGAUGAAGCGACUGCACUGCUCAGUGACGAUUCAUAUCAACAUGUGCAGUUGAUAGCUGGAGAUGACUCGGACAACAGGCCGCGAGUAGUGGUGCGGUCGCAGUCCCAGCCCUACAUGAGGAGUAACCACCGACGGCAGCAGCUGAUGCUGCAGGACGGCAGCAUGCAGCACUCGCUGGGAGACGGCAAGAAGGAGCUGGUGUUCAGACCACCGGAGAACAAGAAGAUAAGCAACCUGUCCGUCUCAUUCCAAAUAACCAAGUAGUUCGUAAUGUUUAUUGUUUUUAUAUCAUAAU
Spodoptera frugiperda (fall armyworm) is the source of this 1672-nucleotide messenger RNA. RefSeq lists its product as uncharacterized. The coding region runs from base 520 to 1641 and encodes 373 amino acids. The record is from RefSeq and is a predicted model, not a curated record. The transcript is spliced from 2 exons. NCBI's taxonomy places the organism in Eukaryota, Metazoa, Arthropoda, Insecta, Lepidoptera, Noctuidae.